ACAUGGUCAUUCAAUUUAGGGAUCUAUGAUUUAUAUCGUCAAGUUAUGAUAUCAGGUCUAUACGAAUUUAUAAUAUUUCGUUAUAUGGACGUACUGAAUCAUCGAUGUCGCAAUCAUGAUACCUUGAAUCAGAGAGGAACUGGAACAACAGAUUUUAUGACGAUAAUACUAAAAACUAAAGACUUGCUCGCCGAUACGCGACAUUAUCUUCAUACAUGUGAUAUCGGAGAACCUACGUAUGGUGAGGUAUCUCAUUAUGAAUUGAAGCGGAUGAUACAGACGAUAAUAAUCAAAGAAGAAGAUUUAACAACUACUGAGUCCUGUAGUCAUAAUUGUAAUUUAGAUUACAUAGAUACGAUUAAUACUACGGAAUGUGAUGAAUAUUACAAUUGUCAGAAUGUUGGUAGCAGUUAUGAUAUAUGCGAAGCGAAAAGUAUUUCAAGACGUUAUCACUGGUUUCAUGACAGCAAUGGAAUAACUUAUGGUAACGGAACUGGAGGAUGUGAUUCCCCCAUGAAAUCAGUGUCCAGUAAACUGGCAUUCUUUAAAUUCCGUUACUGUGAUUAUUGCAUGUGCACUUGUCGUAAAAAGACAGACGAUAAAGAAACAAUUACUGCGAUGAGCUUCAGAGAACAAGUUUCCGAUAUCGAUAAUAACAUGGUUGUUGUAGGUGUCAGAUUUAUUGAGAGUAAUCAUAUGAUUCAUGUUCAAAUAAAAGAGAAACAAAUAAACAGUUCUAAUGAUUAUUAUCACCAAUAUCCGUGGAAAGAAUUGGAAAAUAUUCAAUACAAUGAAACAGGCAAAAAUUUUUACAAUUCUGAUAACACUGUACUUAAACCGGGAAUUGACUAUGGGCAUCCUAAGAUUGUUAAUUUUGAUGACUUAAUUGCACCGAAAAGUUAUGUUAUAACUGGGAUAAGAGUACGAUUUGCUGAUGGUGGAUUCAAAAAGCCAGACUUAGAAGCUGCAGCUAUCGAACUGAACAUCCGCGUCACGCCUUGUGAUUACAACACAGGAAAACUUAUUAAUCUGACCCAGACUCACUGGAUUGUUCCAGAAUAUACCUUGAGGAAGGAAUUGAUCCUGACUGAACCAGACAAUCCAUUGAAAUCACCAGUUAAUGUAAUUGAUUCCAAAAAAGAUCAGUUUAUAAGAUUCCGUAAUUCGGAUUUAAAAAAAGAUGCUGGACAAUCAACAGUACCGUUUUUUGAUGCGCAAGGAGUAGAGGGCAAACGAUUAUAUCCUUUAGGUGGAAUAGGAGUAAUUCAUCGCGGCCGUGAGGGUUAUGGUGGAUUUUUGGCAUUUAAAAUUUAUGAUAUAAAUUUGGCUGAAGUAUUAGAUUAUGAGUAUCAUUAAAAUUAUGCCAGAAAAAUAAUAAACCUCAAAAUUUGCUCCUAUUCCCGGGCAUUUAUAAACUGCGCAUGCGCAAAAAAUG
Messenger RNA from Microplitis mediator, 1435 nucleotides. RefSeq lists its product as uncharacterized. Bases 46 to 1356 code for a protein of 436 amino acids. The transcript has 6 exons. The record is from RefSeq and is a predicted model, not a curated record. NCBI's taxonomy places the organism in Eukaryota, Metazoa, Arthropoda, Insecta, Hymenoptera, Braconidae.